Messenger RNA from Colossoma macropomum (tambaqui), 1042 nucleotides. RefSeq names its product centromere protein V (gene cenpv). The record is from RefSeq and is a predicted model, not a curated record. The transcript has 6 exons. Bases 50 to 517 code for a protein of 155 amino acids. Gene Ontology annotation, molecular function: carbon-sulfur lyase activity. NCBI's taxonomy places the organism in Eukaryota, Metazoa, Chordata, Actinopteri, Characiformes, Serrasalmidae.
GCUGUUCUAGACAACGCUCACUUCGUCCUUUCGCAACUACAGUCUGUAGAUGUUUCUGGAUGCAGUCAUGGCGGGCGCUGGUGAAGAGCUAAGGAAGCAGGGGGGUCUAGUGAGACACAGAGGUGGCUGCCACUGUGGUGCCGUUCGCUUCGAGGUGUGGAGUGCCCCGGAUUUACACGUAUUCAAUUGCAAUUGCAGCAUCUGUAUCAAGAAGCAAAACCGCCACUUCAUUGUCCCAAAGUCCCAGUUCACCUUGCUUCAGGGGUCAGAGAACAUCACCACGUAUACGUUCAAUACACAUACAGCCAAGCACACGUUUUGCAAGACAUGUGGGGUCCAAAGUUUCUACACACCGAGAUCUAAUCCUGACGGAUUCGGUGUGGCUCCACAUUGCCUGGACCCUGGAACCAUUAAGAGUGUACAGGUUGAGGACUUUUGUGGGGAGAACUGGGAGGAGAGCAUGCAGAAACACAAGACUAUCAGGAGUAUGUCCAAACAGACAUCGGAGAACAACUGACCCACCAUAGACCUCUGAGGUGUUUCGUCAUUUUGUAGUAGGCGACAUGUCCAAAUAAGGACUACGGCUAGGCUUUGCAGCAUUAAUCACAGAGCAUGACGGGGCGAUAGCAUUAGCUGGAUGCUAAUGCUACUGCUAACUGAUCGUUAAGCAUCUUUAAGGGGAAUGUGUGCAUAAUUGAAAUUUUAAGAUUUAAACAGUCAUUUAGACUGGUUUGAUAUGAAAUGUAGAGAAACUUAAUUGUCAUAAUUGUUCACAGUGGUGGUGAUUUUUUUGUCAUUUUGAUAUACAUUUUACAGCUAUACGUCCAAGUAUGUUCUUCGCCAAAUACGUGUUAUUUUGCCAUUUACAAAGUGUGUCAUGCAACUUGUGAGCAAAUAGCUCAGAACCGGUGGUGCUGGGAUGGCCUGCUUGGCCACAAGAUUGCAAAAAAUGAGUAAAAAGUUACUCAAAUGUUCUAGCCAUUCUGUGUAAUGUAUGUAUAAAAAUCGAUCAAAUAAAAAAACAAACCAUACAUAUGUUGAA